AUGCCUUUGGAUCAAGAACACGAUAUUCGGGAGCUCCCGCCAGAUCAACGAAUUCUCGCAGGCCAGCGGUAUCGGAAGUCCCUCAUUUUUGUCGCGCAGUUGGCAAUAUGGAUCGGUUAUCUUUAUUUCACUGCGCGUUUGUUACUGAUCCUGAUUUACUCCCGACGAACUUGGCAAAUGUGGCUAAUGUUGCUAGUGGAAGCUAUAUUCUCUCAUUUGUCUCGAAAAGAACAACUCCUGGUUGUGGCUGCAAGUAAAGUUCCUAGAGGUGGUCCCCGCAAGAGGCUGCGACUUCAAGGCACGAAAAACCUGCCCAGUGUGGACAUCUUGCUACCUUGCUGCGGAGAGCCGGUCGACGUGAUCAUGGAUACAGUGCGAGCAGCAUGUACCCUGGACUAUCCUGCAUCACACUUUCGAGUCUUGGUGCUAGAUGAUGGUGACUCAACCGUUCUGAAAAAGGCCGUGUCUACGUUGCAGUCUCAGUGGCCUCACCUGUCAUAUCAUUCUCGCGGCAGACAGUCCGGUCAGGUGUUUGCAAAAUCUGGAAAUCUGAAUUAUGCCUUGAUGACUCUGCAGCGAGAGAUCCAGCCAGAGUUCUGUGCCAUUCUAGAUGCCGACUCUAUCCCGACACGGGAUUUCCUUCGAGGAACUCUGCCGCAUUUGCUUCAAAACCCUGAAUCGGCGUUGGUCUCUACCCGACAAUAUUUCUCCAAUCUUCCCAAAGGCGACCCGCUUUCUCAAGCACGGUCUCAUUUCUAUACCUGCCAAAAUGCAGAGCUGGAUAUCUUGGGAAAAGCCAUAGAUGCUGGGUCUGGUGCAGUUUUCCGGCGGAAAUCCAUCGUCGAAGUCGGUCUCUAUCCCACUUACUCUUUCUCUGAGGACUGGCAGCUCUCACUGGUAUUACACGGCCUCGGACACCGCACUAUGCAGGUACAGGAGCCUCUUCAAUUUGGGCUUGUCCCAACUUCUCUCACUGGACAUAUUGCUCAAAGAAAUCGCUGGUAUAUCGGACAUGCCCAGCAAAUCAUGGCGGUGCUCUCUCGGAAGAUUCAAACUCUUCCAAAGCACUUGCAGUGGAACAUUGCCCUCAAUGGCGUGGGAAUUAUCGCAGCAGAACUAGGUUGUUUCGUUGGCUUCUGUGCUGUUCCAUGCCUUCUGCUUUCUGGACAGCUGAUCCCGGUCAGCUCUCCCUUCAUGACCAAGCUUCAACUUUUACUUGCCGCGUCACAAGUCCUCAUGACUUGGCUCUAUGAACAUGCUCAGGCUGCACAUACAGGCUUCCGGAGUGUGCCAUUCGCUCACCUGGAGAACAAGUGGCUUGCUGGCGGGAACAUCUGUAGCAUCCUCAAGUUCUAUUUGUUUUCCAGCAAACCUAAAGGCUCAUUUGUGACAGGAAGCACAGCAAAUUCCUGGAACCGCAUCUCGACCACCUCGCUGUACACGAAGCUACACCGAGACCUAUGGCAGAAUUGCGUCUGGCUCAAUGUACUCACGCUUUUUGCAAUACUUGGUGCUCUUUUCUACUCCGUGACUGCAGUGGUAUCUACGAGCGACGAGGGCUUGGCCUGUCGGCUGCUCACAACUGUCACCUGGCCACCGUUGCUGCAUUUGUGCUACCUGGCUGUAUUGAGCAACUGGGUGCCGAUAGCUUAUCUCUUGAAUCCUCCGAAUAAUUCUGAUCAGAACUCGGAGCCAUGUGAAGCGAAGUCUCGAGUCUUUACCCUUGGUUCUGAGAAGAGGGCUUUGCCACGAUUCAAGCGCGAUAUAAGCAAGGUCGGGAGGGAUAUGCUCCAUCUAGGAAGCAUAGUAGAAAUUGGAGACGAAAGUGAAUUGUAG
Molecule: messenger RNA, 1836 nt
Organism: Penicillium riverlandense
Lineage: Eukaryota; Fungi; Ascomycota; Eurotiomycetes; Eurotiales; Aspergillaceae
Product: glycosyltransferase family 2 protein
Exons: 3
Coding region: 1-1836 (611 amino acids)
Source: RefSeq, a predicted model, not a curated record